AUGGCCCUUUCACAACCAGAAGAUUUCGCCAUAUGGUAUCUAAGAACUACCUACCUCAACAGUUGCAAGGACGGUAUUGGUGAUCGUCUUAUCAGUGUGAGCUCUUCCAUACUCAACACUCAUGGUUUCCGAGCUGCGGGUUGGACCACCGAUGCCGUUCAGCCCACUCACUCUCCUCCUAUUCCAACCGCAAUCAAUACUGAAUACUUUCAGGAUGGCCGACCAGGUGUGCUACUUAGAGAGGAGUCUCGUGAUGACGAUGACGAAGGCGGUAUGGUCACUGGCCGCAAAUCGAACGACACUAUAGGCCCGGGUAUCAAUGUGGUUAAGCGUCGCCGUCGUCGUGAACAGAUCGAGGACGACGACAGCAGUGACUUGAGUGAUGAAAGCGACGAUGACGAGGAUGCCGGUAGAAGAGCUGCUCAGCAGAUUCGUUUUGCUAAAAUGCCUGCUCGCGAUCGUGCUGGAUCAUCUCCAUCACAGACAGCCGAAGUUCAAGCCAAGCCAGAUGUCAUGGUAACUUCACCUUCUAAACCAGACGGCAGAAAACGUACUGGUUCUUUGGGUGCUGUGGAAGCUGUAAAGGCACGGGCAAGAGCAGAUACUACCACCAGCAGCGACUUUUCCUCCGAGAACGAAAUCGACCCGGCCUAUUUCCAGAGACGACAGAUCAGACCCCAGAAACCCUCAAAGUCCUCAGGCAUCGCUGCCCCUCCACCCGAAAGGGAUUUGACCAAAGAAUUGGUGCAGAAAAACGACCCUGACCAUGAUCCUGAUGAUUCUGAUUCCGAUUCAGUCAACUCCGCCGCCUCCUCUGACCUAGGCCAGACACUAGACUCCACCGACCUACUGACGACCAGCGACGACCCACACAUGCGAUCCUCUUCGCCCAUCCUUGCCGGUGUUCGAACUGCGGGUGCCAGGCCAAUACCUUCGGAGUCGCCCAAGAGAAUGAGGAGUAUUCCAGCCUUGCAAGUGCUACCCUCCCCACGGCCCAUCAGCAUGAUACAGCCUGUCAGUCUACUUUCUCAGGCUCUCAGACGCCAGAGCUCUUCUACAAGUAACCCUGUUCAGAGAUUUGCUGGACUAUCUGGAAAGGGCUCGCCUAAUCCGUUGUGGAUCAAGGUCUUUGCCCCUUUUUCUGAAGCGUCAGACGAUCCAUUUGAAAUGCCCCUACUGAAGACUUCUAAAGAUGGCGAACCCGUCAUCGUAGCAGAAGCCAUUGGCCUAGCACUUUGGCGUUAUUGCGAAGAGAAGCUGAAGCCAGACUUGGAGCCCGAGCAGCUCAAUGUCAACAAGUGGGUGCUUCGCCUAGUCGAAGAUGGCGAGGUCGAGUAUGAUUUUCCACCACUAUCUCGAACAAGCGCUGUUGCAGACUUUACUAUGAAUAACAAUCGUGGUGCACGUGGUCGCUCUCGGGGCAGGGCCUAUGAUGAGUUUGCAUUGGUUGAAGCUUCGACUCGAGAAGCUGAAGUCAACGAAAGAGAGACACCCAUGUUCUCUCCGACAAAGAGCGAGAUGGCACCGCAGAGAUCGCAAAGGCCACAACCUCCUCAAGCAAUGCCCAGCACCAAUAUGGCUCCACCUCUUACCACGAGGCCCUCGAACAAGUCAAAUGCAUUACUGGUUGGCCAGCCCUUCACAUCCGCCUUGGCCAACACCGGACUUGAGCCUGCUGACAAACCAGCCCCAGCGACAAUGACCUCAACGCCACGUCUUGGAACGACAAAGACCAUAAGGGUCAAGUAUUUUGACCUUGACACAAUUGGUCAGACUACGAAAGUCGAGGUGUCUACAGAUACUUACAUUGCAGAGAUUCUUGAUCUUGUCUGCCGAAGAUGGAACCUGGAUAAAGCUGGAUUUUUACUCAAGGUUGCAGGGACAAAUACCGUCGCCGCACUAGAUCGAACAGUGGAAGCUCUGGGUACUCGAUCUGACCUGGAUCUAGUCCGAAAGAGGUUCGGGGCAGGGCCAAAUAACCUGACAGGGUCUCCAGGUAGCGCAUCACCAAAUGCUCCUUUGCUGCUCGACAUCCAAGGCCCGACAGGAAAGGAUAAGAAGAGCAAGAAGGGGCAGAAGAUGCUACAUCCUUUGGCACAAAAGCAGGACAUGAUGAUGAGCGCAACCAAUUUCAAGAAGUACUAUGUCACGAGGCGACGUGUGACCUCCUUCUCGCAAAGCAGUUCUAGGGUAUUGGUUUUCGAUGGAGAUAUGUUGCACAACAUGCCUGCAGACACCGGCAAGACUAUGAUCGACUCCAAUGCUAAGACAAACUCUUUUGCCUUUGCGGACAUGCUACGAUGCAAGGUCAGUACCAAGCAUCACAAGCUAAUUCGGCUUGUCGUGCGCAGAGGUACAGAGUCAAAGAGAUAUGACUUUGAAGCUCGAACAUCAGGCGAGGCGCAAGAGAUUGUUGACGAAAUCACGAAGGAAAUGAAACUGGCACGAGGCUAG
Messenger RNA from Lithohypha guttulata, 2454 nucleotides. RefSeq names its product Component of a membrane-bound complex containing the Tor2p kinase (gene AVO1). The record is from RefSeq and is a predicted model, not a curated record. NCBI's taxonomy places the organism in Eukaryota, Fungi, Ascomycota, Eurotiomycetes, Chaetothyriales, Trichomeriaceae. Gene Ontology annotation, biological process: TORC2 signaling. Gene Ontology annotation, molecular function: phosphatidylinositol-4,5-bisphosphate binding. Gene Ontology annotation, cellular component: TORC2 complex; plasma membrane; cytoplasm. The transcript is spliced from 2 exons. Bases 1 to 2454 code for a protein of 817 amino acids.